Molecule: messenger RNA, 1581 nt
Organism: Exophiala spinifera
Lineage: Eukaryota; Fungi; Ascomycota; Eurotiomycetes; Chaetothyriales; Herpotrichiellaceae
Exons: 3
Coding region: 1-1581 (526 amino acids)
Biological process (GO): protein phosphorylation; spliceosomal complex assembly; regulation of mRNA processing
Molecular function (GO): ATP binding; protein kinase activity
Source: RefSeq, a predicted model, not a curated record
AUGAGCUGUUCAAGUAACGACAAACCGAAGGCGGAGGAAGAUGUCUUUGAGCAUCUCAGCGCACCGGUCGAGUGUGUUCAGGAUUACGUUCCAGGUGGACUGCAUCCUGUACAUCUUGGCGACAUGGUCGGCCGGUACAAGAUGUUACGAAAGCUAGGUUACGGCGGAUACUCGACUGUCUGGCUUGCACAGGACAUUUCUUUAAUAAAUAGCGAUACCGGUGGGUAUGUGGCGCUGAAAAUCGUUCGAGCGGAUCGCGAUUGCGCAAAAGAGAUUCAGUGUUAUGAUACGCUACGGACCAGUUCGGGUCGACAUCCAGGUGCAUCUUAUAUCAUGAUGCUUCUGGAUUACUUUACCAUACAGGGACCAAAUGGCAAGCACGACUGCUUGGCUUACGAGGUCCUAGGCCCCAGUAUUGCGAGUGUGGUGCGCGAUUCUGAUGGCAUGGAUACGACCGCUUAUCUAACGCUUCCAUCUGCCCGAAAAAUCAUAUAUCAAGUUCUCCUUGCCCUUGAUUAUAUACACAGUGUUGGACUGGUCCACGGGGAUAUCUACCAUGGAAAUGUACUCUUUAUUUUGAGGGAUUUAUCGCAAGAAUCUUCGGAUGAUCUAUGCCAGCCUCACUCUCAAGUUUCCGCGGACGUUAAACGCAUCAAGGGUUCUCGGCAACCAGGGGAUAUUCGACGUCUUACUCUGGACUGGCCAUUAAAUGAAUUAAUCUCCCCAAAAGGCGAUGUUAAGUUAUCAGACCUAGGAAAUAGCUUUUUCAAGCACGACCCGCCAAGCAAACCAGAAGCGCCAUUGGAAUAUAGAAGUCCAGAAAUCAUACUGGAUAACCGGAUUUCUAUGGCGCAGGAUUGUUGGGCGUUUGCUUGCUUCGCCUACAGUCUUCUGACGAAUACAUCUUUAUUCGAUUUGGCUUUUCUAUACGACGAAAACGCUCAGAACGACGAACACCUUCUUCAACUUUUCUCGCUUCUUGGUCCGCUCCCGGCUUGGCUUAAGCAGAGCUGGCCACGUUACGAUGUUUAUUUCAACGAGAAUGGACAGCCUCAAAAAUUCAUUGUGGAUGACGAUGCCUUUUCGUACUCAGAAUUAGACGACUUACCAGAAGAAGACCAUCAGAGCACGCCACAGGACACGGAGAGUGACGGUCACCAACAACAGCUUGACGAAGUCCUCUCGAACCGUAAUCGUCUAGGGAAACCUCAUGAAUUCUUCGAUCCUGACCUUUACCCAUCGAUCGUGACGCUUCGUGAGCGUAAGCAGCGUAAAGCUCGAGAAGAUCCUAGAUCAUUAGCAGAUUUUGUGGCUCUCUAUCCACCGCUCUCAGAGAAAUGGUCGUUUGAAAAGCACCCUGAUAUGCAAUCUGCGGAAUCUGAACUAGCGCUCGAUUUCUUACAGGGUCUUCUCACAUACGAACCCGACCGACGUCCUUCCACCAAAGAACUCCUACAACAUGCUUGGAUUCGGACAUACUGUGCCUCAGAUGAACAGACUGUCCAAAAGGCAGAAAUACCACCGAGGAACAAGAGGAAGAGGUCGACAAAGGCUAACGAGUCAGAAUCAGAUGAAAUGUAA